Erythranthe guttata (spotted monkey flower) is the source of this 2914-nucleotide messenger RNA. It is a transcript of the gene GAUT7, whose product is annotated as galacturonosyltransferase 7. NCBI's taxonomy places the organism in Eukaryota, Viridiplantae, Streptophyta, Magnoliopsida, Lamiales, Phrymaceae. Gene Ontology annotation, molecular function: polygalacturonate 4-alpha-galacturonosyltransferase activity. The record is from RefSeq and is a predicted model, not a curated record.
UAGAUUAUAUUUUAGGGCAUUUAUCAUGAAGCGGGGAGUUAAAUGUGAGAAUUGAUAGUUAAUUGGAUUAAAUGUAAAGAGAGAGAGUUUGAGGGCAAAGUGUAAUUGGUCCCCCUACUUUUGACAAGUUUCUCUGGCCAUCUCUCUUGUGUGCGCGUAAUUGUUAUGAUUCUGUAAAGGGGAUGAAGAUUGAAGGGAAAGCCAAGUGUAAGAAUCGUACUCUGAGAAAGUAGGAAUUAAAUUAGAUUGUUUUUAUGGUUUCUGGUUGAUUGCCGGCGACGGGGAAGAGGUAAUUGAAAAUGUGGUUUGUUGUUUAUUGAGAUCGCCUCCGAAAAAGAAAAAAAGAAAUCUGAAAGAAGUGGAGAAAGAAGAAAAUUGAGAUUGAGGGAUGAAGGGUGGGGGUGGGGGUGUUUCUGCAUCGUACUCACUUCCGGCGAAGAGAAGAUGGAAGGGUCUCGUGAUAGGGGUCCUUGGCCUAGUAUUUCUUUCCAUGCUCGUACCCCUCGUCUUCUUGCUCGGACUCCAUGUCCACCCUACCAACGGCGAUGGCACUGAACAGCGGGACUCAGCCUCGAAUCAUGUGAGAGUUUAUGAUCAACACAAUGAUGCUGAUACAAGAAAUCAAUCUAAGGUUCACCAAUCAACACAUAUGGAUGAUCAUGUAAUAAGAUUCACUCCAUCUCUCCCAAAGGUUCUUGCAAAUAGCUCUGUCCGUGAAGGUGGGAAUGAUACCAACGGUAAGGGACCAAAUCAGAGUUUUCCAACGCCAGCAGAUGUGCCAAAACAAGUCAAAAAGAAUAGUGGAUCUCUUGAUAGAGAUAAAACUGGUGAGAACAUGACAGGUGCUGAUGAGAGUGAGAUGAUUUGUGAAUUAAAAUUUGGGAGUUACUGCUUAUGGCGCCAACAACAGAAGGAAAAAAUGGAAGACUCUGUAGUGAAGAAAAUGAAGGACCUACUUUUUGUUGCUCGGGCUUACUAUCCUAGUAUCGCGAAACUGCCAGAAUUGGACAAAUUGUCUCAUGAACUGAAGCAAAAUAUUCAGGAUUUUGAGCGCGUUCUUAGUGAAACUACCACAGAUAAAGAUCUCCCCCCUCAGAAUAUGCAGAAGUUAACAAUGAUGGAGGCUGCAAUAGCAAAAGCAAAGUCAUUCCGUGUGGACUGUAAUAACGUUGAUAAAAAGUUUAGACAACUAGUUGACCUGACGGAGGAUGAAGCUAAUUUUCACAUGAAACAGAGUGCUUUUCUAUACAAACUUGCAGUUCAAACCAUACCAAAGAGUCUCCAUUGUUUAUCAAUGAGAUUAACUGUUGAGUAUUUUAGAACUUCUUUUGAAGUUGAGGAGGCACUGAUUGAGAAAUUUGUAAACCCAGACUUGUACCACUAUAUCAUCUUCUCCAGGAAUAUACUCGCAUCGUCUGUAGUAAUCAACUCAACUGCACUAAAUGCAAAAGAAAGUGGGAAACAGGUUUUUCAUCUGUUGACGGACAGGGAAAAUUAUUUUUCUAUGAAAUUAUGGUUUUUCAGAAACAACUAUGGGGAUGCUGCAGUUCAGGUGCUGAAUAUUGAAGACCUUAAGUUGUAUAAUCAUCAUAAGGUGGCACCGUUAGAUCUGUCAUUGCCUGAAGAAUUUCGUGUUUCCUUUCGUAGGGUUGAUAAACUGUCUUCUACUCAGUUUAGAACGCAAUACCUAUCUAUGUUUUCGCAUUCCCAUUAUCUCCUUCCUGAGAUAUUUCAGUCUUUGAAGAAAAUUGUGGUCUUGGAUGAUGAUAUCGUUGUUCAGAGCGACUUUUCAGCCCUCUGGAACAUUGACAUGGGGGAAAAAGUGAAUGGUGCCAUGCAGUCCUGUGCAGUGAAGUUGUUUCACCUAAAAACUUACUUGCCAAGUAGCAAUUUUGAUGAAAACUCUUGUGCUUGGACCUCGGGAGUAAAUAUUAUUGAUUUAUCUAGGUGGAGGGAACACAAUCUUACUGGAAAAUAUCAGAGGUUGGUGCACGAGAUGAAGAAAGGAGAUGGAAUAUCUGAAACAAGUACAUUAAGCGCUAGCCUGCUAACGUUUGAAGGUCUAGUUUAUGGUCUUGAGGAUAGUUGGAUGGUAUCUGGUUUGGGCUAUAACUAUGGAGUGGAUUUGGAAUCCAUCGAAACAGCUGCAGUAUUGCAUUUUGAUGGGAGCAUGAAACCAUGGCUGGAGCUUGGCAUUCCUAAAUACAAAAGCUUCUGGAGGAAGUUUCUGAACCCACAAAAUCAGCUUCUGAAUGACUGUAAUGUGAAUCAGUAAAGAUGUCAUAUAUUGCUGUUGGCUUCUGGAGCAACAACCUAAUUUCCAUUCUGUUUUAAGCUGACGUCAGACUAAGAUCCAUCAGAUCAACUUGAUCAUGUCCUAUUCCUCAUGUGUUGGUGGUCAUAAAAGAGAAAAAUAAUGGUGAAAAGGUAACAUCUCUGGGUCGAACAACAGUCGAUCAAGUUACACAUGACAUGCCUAUCUAUUACACUGAGCAUGGUUGGUAGCUGGAGAGUAGUGAUACAAGUGCUUCUUUUUUGCUUUUUUUUUUUUAUUCACAUUUACUUUUUCAUGCUUGCCUGUUUAAAGAUUGGCCAUUCCUGAGAAGAGGAACGCCAGGCCCCCCAAAAAAAAUAUUUGUUUAAUGCCCGUUCAGAGCGAAUAUUACAUUUUGUUUAUUUUUACACAUAAUUAUUGUGUUGAUUGUCUUCAAAUCAUUCUCGGCUUGCAGGUACACAAACACAUAUAUGUAUGCGUAGGCAUUAUUUGCAUUCAUCUUACUUUUGGGCUGUGAUUUCUUUAGGUUGACCCUUCUGGUGGUAAUCUUAUACUGUUGGAAUAUGUUCCCUAAUCAAAAACUUUGUACCGUGAGAGACUGAGAAAUGGAUGGUGGUGAUGGAGCUUCAUUUUAUUCUU